AUGGCAACAAGCAAUGGCAGAACCAAGAUAACUGCACUUGUUGUCGAUGAUGAUAGAAUCAUUAAAACCAUUCAUAGUAAGCUCUUGAGUAAGUUGGGAAUCGAAAACCAGGUUGCUGCCAAUGGAGAGGAAGUUGUUGCCCUUCAUUGUUCAGGCAAAAAGUUUGACCUUAUUGUGAUGGACAGGGACAUGCCUAUCAUGAAUGGGAUUGAGGCAACAAGGGAACUCCGUGCCCUGGGCAUACAUAGCAUUAUUGUAGGCGUAUCAACACGUUUCCUCGAGCAAGAAAUACAAGAAUUUAUGGAUGCUGGCCUAGAUGAUUAUCAGGAGAAGCCUUUGACAAGUUCUAAGGUCAUCUCCAUCCUCCAUAAGAUCAACCACAAUAGUUGA
Molecule: messenger RNA, 390 nt
Organism: Populus nigra (black poplar)
Lineage: Eukaryota; Viridiplantae; Streptophyta; Magnoliopsida; Malpighiales; Salicaceae
Product: two-component response regulator 24-like
Exons: 2
Coding region: 1-390 (129 amino acids)
Biological process (GO): phosphorelay signal transduction system
Source: RefSeq, a predicted model, not a curated record